AUGGCACUUCUCUUAAGCGUUGAGCAUGCCACGAGUUGCGCGCGAAAGCGAUGAUUCAAAUAUUGACCAACGUACUAUGUAGACAGCGACGGCCCGCUCGCAAACUGUGACACAACUUUAUUAACAUAAUGGCGCAAGCAAUGACGCUGCAGCCGCUGGCCACGCCGGCGCAGCUGUCUGAGCGGGAGCACGACAUCCUUCUCCUCGUCGACAAUAAGAUGGACUUGCCGCUUUGGAAGGACCCCUCACAGCCAUCGGCUGAUGGCUCGAUGCCAAAAGAUGCUGCUGGAGCGGCAGACAGCGACCGGCUGACAGUAGACCAAAUUACUGAGGCUUUCGUGCGCACGAGUAUGAUCCUUUCGCACGUAGAGGACGUGCCCACAUCGGUGUCGUUUCACUGGUAUGCUCGUGGGCGGCAGGAGUACACACUGAACGCGAAGCUAUGCAUGGCCAAGCCGGGGCCGGAGGCGGACGGGCGGCUGCCCACAGACGUGUUCCGUGAGCAGCAGGCGGCGUUGCACAAGCUCACCGAGUACCGCGCGAGCGGCGUAGCAAACACUCAAGAACUCAACGGAGACUGGCUCGCCCACAUGCGCGUCAGCGUGGAGAUGGCCGUGACGGCGGCAAUGGCGGGAGUCAGCCAGCAGGGCUCCCGCUCCAAGAAGGUCACCAUCAUCCUCAGUAUCAAGUCGCUGCCGCCGGGCGACGCGGCGCCGGUGCCGCCCGCUGCGCCGCUGCCGGCGGAGCAGGUGGAAUGGCUGCGGAGCACCGCCGCCACCUUUGUCCUGCUGGACAUGGCAGUGCACGUGGACGCGGAGCGCCAGGAGGAGGCGCGGCGGCUGGCGGUGGCAGCGGCGACCGGCGCGCUGCCGCCGCCGCCGCCGGCUGGGGACACGGCGCCGCCCCUGGAGCAACUCAUGCAGUUGCUGUGCUCGCACGUGCCGCCCGAGGGCCUGGCGACCCACCCGGUCCUGCAGCUGCAGCUGCUGCCCGUGGCAUACCUGUGGUCCCGCCGCGUCGUGGUGGGCAACCCGCUCCUGCGCUACGUCGUGGGCAACCUGGUCGUGCCGCCGCCGGCGGUGGCGGAGGAACGCGAGAGGCUGAUGGCGGGGGGCGGUGCUGUUGGAUUGGUGGUGGACGCGCUGGGCAAGGCAAUGGCCAAGCACCAGCCGUACGUGGACUGGUUUGAGGGCGGCGCGUGGUACCGGCGCACCUGGGGGCUCGACUCCUGCAGCAUCAACCUGGAAAAGCUGCUGGGCACCAUCCUGAGGAAGGAGAGCUCGGCGCACAAGCUCAACCUGCCGCCUCUGGCAAAGCUACCUGACCAAGUCAAGAAGCUAACGAAGCCGGGGAACGCGGGUCCCAGCAACCCUGGCCCUGCUAUCACGGCAGCAGGGGCGGGGGCGGCGUGGACCAGGAAGGGCCUGGCCAACGCGAGCCGGCCGCCGCCGCCGCUGCUGCUGGUGGCGCCGGCGGCCGCCAACGCACUGGCCAACAAGCCGGGCGCGGCGGGCGGUGCGGUGGGCGCAGGGGGGCCCGUAGGCCGGGGCCGGGCGCCGCUGGCGGCGAGCGCCCAGGCCAACGCACCGCCGGCAGCAAGAGGAGGCAGCCAUGCGAGUAGGCCACCAAUGGUCCCAGGAGGAGGUGGCGCAGGCGGCGGCGGUAGGCCGGCAGCAGGCAGCGGUGCCCCAGGCGCGGGCACGGCGGCAGCAGGAGCGGCCGCGGCGGCGGCGGGCAGGUCAAUGCAGACGGCGGGGCCGGUGCAGCGGGGCCAGGGGACGCAGCUGCCCAUGCAGCCUCCCAAGCGGGCGAAGCCGCCGCCCCGCCCGCAGUCGGCGGCCGCGGAGGCAGCUGCUGCCGCGACGGCUGCUGCGGCUGCCGGCAGCUACCACGCCAGCCGCACGGCGGGCAAGCGCAUGGGGAAGGUGCUGGAGGCGGGUGCCGCCAAGGCCGACUCGCAGGGUGGCGCGGGCGGAGCCGGCGGCAGCAUGGGCGCGCCCGGCGGCGGGGCCGGCGGCACCGGUGGUGUGGGCGGUGCUGGUGGCGCCGUUGGAGGCAGCCGCUGGGUGUGGCCGCCCAUGUCACUGGAGGAGAAGCAGGCGCAGGCCGACCACGCCAAGGCCAUGGUGGAGACGGACGACCAGCUGGACGUGCUGGGGCUUAUGGCGGCGGCCGAGGAGCGCAUGCACGAGUUCGUGGCGGGCGAGCUGCUGACCGCCGUGCGCCGUGAAGAGCAGCAGGCGCGGCGGUCACUGCAGCAGCAGCAGCAGCAGCCGUCGGCGCGCGAGGGCGAGGGCGGCGCCGAGGACGGGGACCAGCAGGGCGAAAACCGCGUGCAGGCGGCGGCAGCUGCGCCGGAGGCCGAGGCGAUUGAGGUGGCUGAGGCCGCAGGGGAGCAGAGAAAGCGCAAGCGGGCGCAGGCGCAGCUGCCAUCUGAGGAGGAGGCCCUGGCAGAGGUAGAGGCGGAGUCGGCGCCCAGAGGGGCGGGCGCGGCGGCUGCGGCUGCUGGCCCCGAUGCGGGCGCUGGUGACAAGGGCAAGGGCGCUGCGAAGAAGGCCGGCAAGGGCGCGGCGGUGCGGCCCAAGCUGGGCGAUCCGCGCAGCCGCAUGCGCAGCAAGUUCAUGCGCAAGCCGCGUGAGCUGACUGCGGACGAGCGCGAGGUGCCCGGCUGGAGCCCGCCGCUGGAGCUGAUCCUGGCGCAGGCGCGGGCGGCGGCCAAGGAGACCGUUGAGGCACUCAUGGGCGCCACCGACCGCGCCGUCGCCAACGCCAUCCGCGUGCUGAAGCAGCGAGCCGCCGAGGCCAAGUCGCGCGAGCGCAUGCAGUCGGCUGAGGCCACGGGUGAGGAGUUUGGCGAGGUGGAUGUGGCCGCCGCCGGAGACGGCGACGAGGCGGCAUCCCUGGACACUGUGUUCAAGCUGCUGCAGGAGGCCUGGGCGGGCGACGUGCUGGGGGCGCUGUGGCAGCGCGGCGCCGUGCGCGGCCGCCCGCGGCUGCAGCUGUGCGCGCUGCUGUUCGCGGCGUGCCGCUUCAUGUGUGGGGUGGAGCUGCUGGGCUACCGGCGCCGCACGCCGCGGCAGCUGACAGAGCUGCUCCGGGAGCUGCUGGACCCCUGUGUGCCGGCACUCAGCGCGCACGUGGCGGGGCGGCCGGCCAUGCAGGCCUUCAUCACGCAGCGCCUCAAGCCGGCCUGGGACAAGUCGUGGCUGUGCCGGCUGCUGGAGCUGCUGGCGGUGUCGUACGCGGGCGAGGACCGGGAGGGAGCCAACGAGGUCGAGUUCGUGCCGCGAUGGGACGAGGACGAGGACUGGGCUGCUGGCAUGGAGGAGGCCGGCGGCGUGGAGGCUUCCAAGGACGCGCUGGAGGGGCUGCAGCGCAACGCCGCAGCCAUGCACGCCGCGACACAGCACCAGCAGCAGAGGCCGGAGACGUCGCAGCUGGGCGCGGGCUCGGAGCUGCGGGCGGCGUCGGGGCGCGGCGGCUCCGGCUCCUUUGGCCGUGGUGGCGGCGCCGCCGGCGCGCAGGGUCGGGGGCUGUCGGGCAGCGGCAUGGCCGGUGCCGGGCCGUUCCCAGUGGCGGGCGGGCGUAUGAUGCAGCUGCAGCUGCAGCGGCAGGGCUCCGGCGCGGGCCGUGCGGCUGGCGGCGGCGGCGGUGGUGGUGCUGCUGCUGCUGCUGGCGGAGCUGGUCGCUCCGGCAUUCACAGCGGCUCUCAGGUGCUGGAAGUGGACAGCCAGCGCGGGGUGGUGGUGGCGGGCGCCGCGGCCGCGGCGGGCGGGCGCGGCGUGGUCACGGGCGCGGGCGGCCGCGUGGCCAAGCACGUAGCACGAGUGGACCCCACCCGCCCGGCGCACAUGAUGCCGGCGCUCAUCUCGCGGCCGAUCAUUGCGCUGCCGGCAGACCCGCCGCCAGCCCAGCGCGCCGCGCUGGUGGAGGAGCAGAAGCUGAAGAACAAGUGCGGUGCCGCCGCCGCAAACCUGGCCGGCAGAUUCGAGCGCGAGGCCUCUCCGCUGCCGCCGCCGCCAGCACAGCCGCAGCCGCCGCAGCGAAGAGCUGCGGCUACCGCCUCCGGCGCAGGCAAGGCGGCUGCUGGCGCCGGCGCGCGACUCGCAGCGAAUCGGGCGCUGCAUCGGGCGGGCGAGGGCGGUGCGGUGGUGGCGGUGCCUGCGAGCCCCCUGCCGGCGCCCAGUCCGCGCGGCCCGCCCGGCGCCAGUGACUCGCCGGACGAGGUGGGGCCCACGCCGCUGCUGGAGCGCGGCGGCGGUGCGGCGGGCUUCAGGGCGCGCCUGGGCACAGCCGGCGGCGAUGCCGUGGAGGGCGGUGCGGAGGACGUUACGCGGGGCCUGUUCGGGAACGCGGACGAUGCUAACGCCGGCGCGGGCCGCGCGGUCAAGUACAACCCCGGCGGCGACGGACCCUUUGGCGCUGUGCCCACGUACCAGGUCCUCAAGCCCACCGCCCAGCCCGCCGCCCUUCAGCCUCCCCACCAGGCUGCUGCUGCUGCUGCUUCGGGCGCCGCACCGGCCGCAGUGCCCGGCCUGCUGGUGUUCGGGGUCGCUGCCGCGCCCGACGCCCAGGCAGUGGCCGCGGCCGCGGCAGCCGCCGAGCCCGGCGUUCUUCGCCUUGCCGGCGGCGACGCCACUACUGCUGCUGCCGCCGCCGCCACGGAAGCCCUCGCGCCGGCCGCUGCUCGCCCGGGCGGUGUGUUUGACCUGCUGGCUCUGCAGCCGCAGGCGCAGCCCGCCCUGGAUGGCUGCCCGGGCGAGGACGCCCACGAUAACAAGCAGGAGCAGGAGGAGGGCCGCCCGCCGCGGCGGCUGCAGGCGGACGAGCACUCGGUGGACAGUGCUGGCAAGCGGCCGGAGGGCGAGGACUGGGAUGGGCAGGAGGAUGAUGACUUGCGCUCGCCCCGGCGUGCCGCCGCCAGCAACACCGCCGAGACAGCGACCUGCUCCUCCGCGAAGAAGCCCACGGUGCGGACGAGCCGCGUGGAUGUGGGCAAGCCGCCGUCGGCCUCCGCACUGCAGUCCGCCCAGGCCCGUCGGCUGGUGGGCGCGGCGGCUGGCGGCAGCAGCAGCAGCAUUCCCACCGGCGCAGCCGCGUUGAAAGUGGGAGUCCCAGGCCUUAACAGAAAGCGGGCGCCGCUCGCCGGUGCUGCCGCCGGCCGCUCCAACCUGCCCACGGCGCCCAAGGCCCGCAGCGCGGCGGCAUCGGGCCUGCCCGGCCCGGCCGCAGCUCGCGGCGCCGCUGCACCCCAGCCACUGCAGGCGGUGGCGCCAGAUACAGCUGCAGCGGCGGUGGCGGCGGCAGCGCUGCAGCCAGGCCCGAGCGCCAAGGGGGUGGACGAGGCCCCACAGCCCGCUGACCACGUGGCGCAGGCGGCUGACGCUGUGGCGCAACCGGCGGUGCAGGAGCCCGCGGCCGUCGCGCAGGAGCAACAGGCGGCAGAGCAGCAGACAGCUGCGGCAGCGGCCGUUGCUGCCGUGGCACCCACACCCGGCGCCGCAAAGCGCAUGACGCGCCGUACAGCAGCGGCGUCAGCCACACCGCAGGCUGCUGCAGGGCCUAGCACCGGUGCCGCCGAUGCCGCGGGUGCCACGCCGGCAGCGGCUGGUGCGACGGCCCUCCGCCGCUCUGCACGCAACAAGAGCAUCACUCCUGCCGCAGGUGCCGCCACCGCACUGCCACCCGCUAUCUCGCCGCCAGUGCCCCCAACCGCUGCCGGCACUCGCACCACGCGCCGGGGUGGCAAGGCUGCCUCCCCGCAACUGCACGAGCCGCUGCCUGAUCCGGAAGCACUUCUGCGACGUUUGGCAAAGCCCAAGGCGGUGGUCACUGCCGCAGCCGAGGACGGCGAGGGCGGCGCUGCGAUGCCUGCAACUGCAACGGGCGGCAAGGCCACCAAGCAGACCAAGGAGGCGGCCACCGGCGGUGAAGGCGCCGCGGCGGGAUGCGCGGCUGCUGCCGACGCACGUAUGGAGGAAGCGGAAGAGGCAGACGUGCAGCCCGGAGCGGUGCAGCCGGAGCAACAGGAGGAAGUGCUGGAGCAGGAGCAGGGUGCCAGUGAUGACGCUGCGGCGGAGGCGGUAGCUGAGGUCCUGCAACAGCAGCAGGCACUGACGGCAGAGGUGGUUGUUGCGUUGGAGGAGGUGGCGGGGGGCAGUGCCAUUGCAGUGCUCGCCGAGGCCGCGGAGGAGGGGGCGCUGGCGGAUUUGUCCGAGGCCGUGGCGGUGGCUGCCGCUGAGACCGCGGCAGCUGUCGCCGCAGCCACCGCGUUGGUCCUGCAGGCCGAGGCACAGGCCGCACCUGCCGCAGUGCUGGAGGCGGCCCCGCCGCGGAGGUCGCCUCGCACUGCUGCCAAGGCGACGCCCCAACCCACGGGCGCCAGCCGCGAGCGACGAGCUUCAGCGAGUCCUCGGGAGCAGCAGGACGGGCCAGGCAGUGCUGCCGGCCGCCAGGAGCCCAACACCCGCACCCGCAAGUCCGCGUUUGCGCGCAUUCUGGCCGGCGUGGCGGAUAUGGUAUGGCGUGGGAAGCCGUUCACACCCGUUGAAAGCAAACCGCCGGGCGGGCCAGCAAGCACGCUGCACGGCGACGGGCACGAUGCGGAGGACUCGCAACCGCGGGCGGGGGCUGUGGGCGCUGCUGGUGCCAUGGCGCCGGGUGGCGCAGUCGGCCCCGGGGCUGGCCUGCAGUUCGUGGGCGCGACUCCGCCGCCCGCGGCUAGCCCGCACUUGGAGGGGGGUGAGCAGGUGCCGGCGCGGGAGGGGCAGGAGCAGGUGGACGAGGUCGCGCAUGAGGCUGAGGCGGUGCAGGAGGACCAGCUAGCCGCCGCAGGUGCCGCUGCCCCUGUGGCUGCGGUGUUAGACACAGUGGCGCCCCCACCCCAACCUGCGGUGGCAGUAGCUGAGCAGCAGGAGCAGCAGCAGGAGGAGGAGCAGCUGAUGCACGGGAACGGGGCUGACGUGGCCGGACCGUCGGGCGAGGCUGGCGCCCUGCCGGCCGCCGACACUGCAGUGGCACCGGACGCAGCAGCAGCGGCAGCUGCGCGAGAUGCUGCUGGUCCCUCGGCGGCGCCCACGCCCUCUGCCAAAUCCAAACCCAAGCGGGCUCAGGGCUCGGCCAGUGAGCGUUCUGCGGCCGUCGGCAGCAACCUUCCGGCGGCAGACGCUGAGGUCGAGGCCGCCCAGGCUCGGCGUAAGGCGGACGCGGAUGCGGACGCGGGAGCCGCGGGCGGUAGCCAGCCAGCCGCGGAGGCAGGUGCAGGGGCGGAGCGGGACGGCGCUGCCGCCGGUGACGCAAGAACUCCUGCAUUCGGGCCUAGCAUGUAUGACAAGAUCAAAGCGGGGAGGCGGUCACAGGUCAUGAGCGCCGGUGGCACCAAAGCGCCUGCGGCAGGCCCCAUGAGCGGCGGCGGCGGAACCGACAGUCAGGCUCUUCAACCACGGACAGCGCAGACGGCGAGCAAGGCGGCAGACGGCAAGUCCGCUGGCACCACCACUGGUGGCAUGUCGGUGAAAACGGGGGGCGCUGCUGGCGCGAGCAUGCACAACUACGGGCAGCGCCCCGCUGACACCACAGUGGCGCAGCUCUUCGGCGGCAGCCCGAAGGCGGCAGCCCAACCCCUCGGCGCUGACUCCAUGUGCGGAGACGGCACGGGGCACCAGGCGCCACCGCCGGCGUCCGUCGCCUCUGUUGCAGUGCAGGGCACUGCUAUCGGCCCGGUUGCGGCCGCUGCCGCCGGUGCUGUGGGCGCAACCACCUCCGCGCCGGCCGCCACCGGUGCCGCUGCAGCGGCGCCGUGUGCGUCGGUAAAGGCGAGCGCGCACUUCGCCGCUGCCGCCGCUGCAGCGCCGUCUGGCGUCACAGCCACUGCCAGCGCCGCCGCAGCCGGGAGCAAGGGCCAUGGCGGCCCGGAGCGGCCCAAGCGCGGCCGUGAGCAGGCGCCACAGGAGGAGGUGGAGGCAGGCGGUGCUGCUGCCAGCAAGGGCGCGGCCGCCAAGGCUGUCUCCAAGACCAGUGUUGCCGACCUGCGCCGGGGCCUGGCGGCCGCAGCGGAGGCAGCCGAGGGUGCCACCGCUGACCUUGACCGGGAGGUAACCUCGCCGGAGCGGAAGCGGCGGCGCAAUGAGAAGCCCGAAGCGGAGCCCGAGGCAAGGACUGCGGUGCAGAGCGCAGGUGCGGAAGGCGCAGCGGCGGAGUUGGGGGUGGCUGGUAUGGAGGAGGUGCAAGCAGAGGCCGCAGAAGCGGCGACUGGGGACGCACCCGCAGCUAGCGGUCGGCGCGGCAAGGGUGGCAAGGCCAGCGGCAAGUCGUCCAGGGGGGCGGCUGCCGGCGGCUCCAAGCAGUGCAGGCGGCGGAAGGCGGAUGAGGCCGAGGCGGCGGCCGGCGCUGCGGUGGAGCAGGGCCAGAUGCAGCCGCAGCGAAAGGACGCCGCUGCUGCUCCAGCAGCUGCUGACGAGCCGGCAGCGCAAGCAGCGCUGCCCCAGGCCGGCCCAUCUGCGGCGGCUGCGGCUGUGGCCACCUCUCCCGCAGCCGCUGCUGUGGCCGCUCCAGGGAGCGGGGCACAGGCAGGCCGCAGCACCCUGCGCCGGAGCAACCGCCGUGGCGGCAACCAGGAAUCGGCGCCGGUGGUCGUACCGCUGGGGCUGGCGGCACGGCGGCUGGAGGAGGUCGCGGAGAGGGGCGAGGCUGAAGCAGCCGGGGCCGCACAGCAGCCUGAUCCUGUGACGGAGCAGGUGGUGGCGGAGACUGACGGUCCCCGUGGCGCGGCAGCGGAGGCUGCGGCAGCCGCCGAGGUACAGCCCGAGCCUAAGCCCAAGGCCGCAGGCGGCUCCAGGAGCAAGAAGGCGAAGGGGGGUGGCAAGCGCGCCAACGCGGCUGCGGCCGCCGCUGCCGAGGCGCCGGCACUUGAGCAGGGGGCUGAGGCGGAGGUCCGCCAGGAGCAGGCGGCGGCCGCGGAGCAGCAGCCUGCAGCUGCCAUGGAGGCGGAGGCCGCGGCCAAGCCAGCUGCCGCACCGGAGCCCGCUGUGCCAGACACAGCUGAGGCUGAGGAGCAGCCGGACGCAGGGGCGGAGCCAAAAGCAGAUGCCGGCGGCUCCAGCGGAAACAAAAAGCGCAAGGGGCGCGCCGGUGGCGGCGGUGGCAAGCCAAAGCGCGCUGUCAAGGCGUUCAGAAAGAUCCGCAAGGCCGCUGCCAAGCCAGACGACAAGGAGGAGGAGGAGGAGGAGGAGGAGGAGGAGGAGGAGGAGGAGGAGGAGGAGGAGGAGCAGGCCGAGGAGGAAGAGGAGGAGGCAGCUGGGCGGGCUGGGGAGCAGGAGCAGCCGGCACAGGAGGCCAUGGCGCAGCCGGAGCGCCAGCAGCCCGCAGCUGAGGUCGCGGCUGACGCCGUUGGCCCGCCCGCGCAAGCCGCAGCGCCUGUGGUGGCGACACGGUGCACCCGCUCCAGCCGCAAAGCCGCCACUGCGGGCGAUGCCGUCGGAGCAGGUGGCCCUCACGUGGCCGAUACGCCAGCGACGGACGGCGGCGGGAGGUCUACGCGGAGCAAGCGGCGCCGGCAGGAGGCGGAGGCUGCAGAUGGUGUCGACGGCAGCGGUAAUAAACAACAGACGUCCAGCGGUAAGCCGCAGCAGCUGGCCCUUGCGCCGGUGCCCGAGGAGGCGGAUGUGGCGGCGGCAGCUGGGUUGCAGGGGCAGGGGCACCAGGAGGCGGCGGCAGAAGAUGGGGAGGAGGAGGAGGGCGUGCAGACUGCGCGGAAGUCGAAGAGGCGGAAGGCCAACGCGGCGGCAGCGGGUGUAGCGGACACGCCGAGUGUGCGGCAGACCCGCAGCCAAGCACGGGGGGCCGGCGGCGGGCGGAGGUCGCCUGGCAGUGUGAACGGGCGAAAGUAGGGUCGAGGGCUGUACAUGUGUCUUGCUUCUUACGUGUUGGAGACUGAGAAGGCGGAUUAUUUGUGUGUGAUUGACCGGUUGCAAACGUGUGACUGGUGUACAGUACGGCAGGGAUGGACCAGCGUCAACUUAGCGCCAGAGCGCCAGCAUUGCACGACAAGCAUAACUGCGCACGACCACGGGCGUGUUGCCAGUGCGAUAGGCUCAGGCUGAGCAGUCCGGCCUCCAUACCACGAUGGCCGAUGGAGGCAGGCAGGACCGCAAGAGGUACAUGGACGACAUUCGUACUGCGUAUCAUACCGUACACGAUACGGCUGAUAACUGACACUCAGUCCUGCUCAGUCGGCCUGCAGGGGGCCCACCGGUGAUGUACAGGGAGCCUAACGCGCCAGCGAUGAUGCCAAGACACCACCCAGACGGAGACCGGAGUUUGUAUGGCAUGGAAACCGGAGGUUCUAAGCCUUCGCACCCCGGUGGGGUUUCGACAACUUCCGACAGGGCACGUGCUAUUAGCCCAUGCAAUGUAACACAGAACCGCA
Messenger RNA from Chlamydomonas reinhardtii, 10426 nucleotides. RefSeq lists its product as uncharacterized. Bases 129 to 9887 code for a protein of 3252 amino acids. NCBI's taxonomy places the organism in Eukaryota, Viridiplantae, Chlorophyta, Chlorophyceae, Chlamydomonadales, Chlamydomonadaceae. The record is from RefSeq and is a predicted model, not a curated record. The transcript has 24 exons.